Taeniopygia guttata (zebra finch) is the source of this 2549-nucleotide messenger RNA. It is a transcript of the gene ANKRD10, whose product is annotated as ankyrin repeat domain 10. NCBI's taxonomy places the organism in Eukaryota, Metazoa, Chordata, Aves, Passeriformes, Estrildidae. The record is from RefSeq and is a predicted model, not a curated record. Gene Ontology annotation, molecular function: protein binding.
CAGCCGCAGUCGCCGUCGCUUCCCGCCAGGGCAGCGCGCGCCCGCCCGCUCCUCUUCCCCCUUCUCCCUCCCCCAUUCCUUCCUAUCCGCUCUCCCGCUCGCCAUGUCGCUGGGAGCGGGCCCCGAGGCGGGCUUCUCCAGCGAGGAGUUGCUGACCCUGCGCUUCCCCCUGCACCGCGCCUGCCGCGAUGGGGACCUGCCCGCCCUGUGCGCGCUGCUCCAGAGUUCGCCUCGCUCCGACCUGGCGGCCGAGGAUUCCUUCUAUGGCUGGACGCCCAUCCACUGGGCCGCGCACUUCGGCAAGCUGGAGUGCCUAAUGCAGUUAGUAAGAGCUGGAGCGUCUGUAAAUGCCAGUACAACACGUUUUGCUCAAACACCAGCCCACAUUGCUGCUUUUGGAGGACAUCCACAGUGCCUGAAUUGGUUGAUUCAAGUUGGGGCCAACAUAAACAAACAGGAUUAUGUUGGUGAAACUCCUAUUCAUAAAGCAGCACGGUCUGGUAGUAUGGAUUCCAUAAGUGCCCUUGUGGCUCAUGGUGCGCAAAUAGACUUGAGAAAUGCCAGUGGCCUGACAGCAGCAGACCUUGCACAUACCCAGGGCUUCCAAGAAUGUGCCCAGUUUCUCUUGAACCUCCAGAACUGUCACCUGAAUCGUUUCUAUAGCAAUGGCACCUUAAAUGGGGUUCAUCAGAAUGCAGGUCCCAAUCCAUUCAGUGGUGGGACAAGUCGAAAAAGAUCCUUUGAAGAUAUGGAGUCUGCUGGAGUAAAGAAGGCUAGAACAGAAGCUUACAGCUUUGAUGGCUUAAUACCAAUGCUGAAUGGAGGAGCUGAGGACGAUGCUGACAAUAUGCACGUUGAUAGAGAGUUUGCUGUUGUAUCAGGUGUAUUUCUUAAUGCAGAUAUGAAUAGCAGUAGCUCCAUAUUGAAUGCACUGACAAAUGGAUGUGCCAUCAAUGGACAUUUGGAUUUCACCGCCGCACAGCAGCUCAGUGGGAUGGAUGCCAGGCGUGAGGAGUGCUUAGCAUUAACACCUAACGGAGUCAUUCCUGGAGUGACUUCUCCCAGUAGGCAUCGGAUCCAUACCAGUAACGGCACCGAGGAACCAGAAAAAGCCAUGAGUAAUUCCACCGAUAUGUGUGGAUCUCUGCACCUGAAUGGAAGCCCGAGCAGCUGUGUUUCCAACCGGCCCUCGUGGGUGGAAGACCCUGGAGACACUUUGCACUAUGGACACUAUCAUGGUUUUGGGGAUACUGCUGAAAGCAUCCCUGAACUCAGUAGUGUCGUUGAGCAUUCCAAUUCUGUCAAGGUCGAACAGAGAUAUGACAAUACUGUCCUAGGCACAAUGUAUUUGUACCACGGUUCCUAGAUUAAUGACGUUUAUAUCAAACGCAUAUUGAAAUUGCUACCAAAUGAAACGGGGGAGACAGAAUCCUCACAUAGCAUUAAAUUUGAAGAUCGCAACUUGUUGCUAUUUUUACACUUUGUUUAUAUGAAAAGUAAACCUUUAAUUUGAUGGCCUUAUACAAUAGUUGUAGUUUGUUGCAUGUAUGGGGCUUAUUUAGUGAUAAAAUAGGUGCUGUCAUGAUGGAAUGUUUAUUGUUUUUAUUUUUUUAUUAUGGAAUGUUCUGGUUUUGUAUUUUUUUUCUAAGCUUGUGAACACUAUCUUUCCCUUUUUAGAGCUGUUUUCCCUUUUAUUAAAACAAUGUUUAACUGAAUUUUGUGAAGAAAAUGCUACAUAUAUGCAUCACUUAGAGAUAAAUUUUUUUCUUUUCUGUAUCUUCUGCUGAAGCUAUGGUAGCAAUAUCAAUGCCAGCUCUCACUAUGCAAGGUUGAAAGUGGCAAUCUUCUGGAGCUUCUCUGACUUUAUAGUUUGUACAUUUGUUUGGUAUAAUUAGAUGUUUAUCUUUACAUUUUUUGAACAAGUUGUUUAAAAAUGCAGAGACAAAUUUGGAAGAAGUUGCUGUUUCACUUUCUGUAGCAUAGAAUUGCUUUUUGUUGUUGUGGGGCUCUUUGCAUUACAGAGUGGGAACGUGGGCUGCCUUUGUUCGGUCGCAGUUGGGUGUGCCUCAGGUUAGCUCUGUGGUUGGGUUUCUUUGGCUUCUCUCCUUUGUAUGUGUGCUUGAUGUUUUACCAUAGCUCACAGACUGGAGGCAUGUUGGCACUGUUGUGCUUUGUACGCAGUUUAAAAUUGCUGUUACUCGUUAUAGAAUUUGCCAAGUCAAAAUAUUUGAGUUUGACUGUCUUGGAUAUACAUUUAUUGUCUUUUUUUUUUAACAUAUGCUUUAAAAAUGUAACAUUGUGUACUCUUUGGGCUAUGCUCACAGAAAAUACAUUGUAUUUAAUGCUUAAUACACAGAUCAAAAUUCAUAUAAGUGCACUAUAUGAGCACUAAUACUAUAAGUUGCUGCUUGUGUUAUAAGUGAAGAGUGGGGAAGAAUAUGGUAAAAGAGAUAAGCCCUCUGAAUUGUGUUGAUUUUUUUGUUCUUGUUUUAAAAAGGGACCUUUACAAAUUGGAUUUAAAAAAAUAAACAUAUUACAUUGUAUCUGAA